This is a messenger RNA of Carcharodon carcharias (great white shark), 15930 nucleotides long. RefSeq names its product polycystic kidney disease 1a (gene pkd1a). NCBI's taxonomy places the organism in Eukaryota, Metazoa, Chordata, Chondrichthyes, Lamniformes, Lamnidae. The record is from RefSeq and is a predicted model, not a curated record. The transcript is spliced from 47 exons. Gene Ontology annotation, molecular function: protein binding. Gene Ontology annotation, biological process: kidney development. Bases 56 to 13267 code for a protein of 4403 amino acids. Gene Ontology annotation, cellular component: membrane.
UGUAGUCAGGAGAAAGUGUCAGGGUGAUCCGGCGGCGAUGUAAUGCCGGAGAGCUAUGCCUUAUAGGAAUGUUCUUAUUGCAGCAAAGCAACAUGGCGUCUCAGCCCCCAAGAAGUUUGGACUUUGCAGCCCAGUCUCUCUGUGCCUCCUUUCGCUUGUCUUCGGCCUGGAAGCAGCGGCAGGGCAGCCUGAUUGCUUCCCCUGUCCCCCGAACUGUCGCUGCCCGCGGUGGGAUUUCUCCUGCACAGUUAACUGCUCCAAAGCUGGACUUCAGCAGGCACCGGGAGUGAUGGACCUGCCUCCCAACACCACUGUACUGGAUCUUUCAUACAAUGGCAUUUUCUCGUUAGAUGAUAAUCUUUUGGACAAUCUGACUUCCCUGGAGAAGUUAUAUCUACAGGGCAAUAAUAUUAGUAUUCUUUUCAAAGAAAUCUUCGCUGGUAGAAGAUGUUUAUCAGAUAUAGACAUAAGCAACAAUCAGAUAUCUACUUUAGAAGAUGGAAUAUUUGCAGAUUUAUUUAAUUUAAGUAAAAUAAACUUGAGUUUUAAUGAGUUUGUUUGUGACUGUAACCUUUCCUGGUUACCAACUUGGAUGAGUGAGGAGGAAGCAAAUGGUGUGAUCAUCAUCGAUAGUGAAUUCAUAAAGUGUGCCAAACCUUCAAAGCUGAAAGAUGUGUCUGUGUUAAGUGUUAAUUUUUCAAGCCUUUUCUACGGGUCUGAGUUUGCAGCCUGCUCACCUGACAGACAGUCUAUAGUAAAUUUAACCUUGGUGACAACUUGGAUCUCCAGCAGAGAAAACUGCAUAGCAUUCUGUUUUACUGAGGGUGAACUAUAUGCUGCCUUGGACAAUGAGAGUCAUUGUCUAUGCGGCUCUGAACUUGAACCAGAUUCAGAUUCUAUAUGUAUACCAGGGGACAUAGAUAGAGAGUUUAUUCAGGUCUGUGGCUGCACUAUUGUAGAACAAGCAUUCGAAGUUACAGUUGCGAAUUUUGUUGACCUACGCACUUUUAGCCUUUUUGAGGCUGCACGGCUGACUGUUAAAACUUUAGUUAAUGUUAGCACUUUCCAGUGGGACUUUGGAGAUCUAUCUCCACUUUUCAACACUACCAGCCAUGUAGUGUUCCACAAAUACGGUCUCCCAGGGACAUACCUGGUCAGUGUUGCAUUCUCUGUAGGCAGCAAGCCUACCUCACUGCACGUGGAAAUAAACGUCUCAAUCCCCUCUGGAAGGCUGGAGAUGGAUUGUCCUCCUGCAGUGCAGACAAACAAAAGCAUUGACAUUAGGAUCUAUAACUGGAACAGCAACAGUGUUACAGCAUCGUGGAGUGUUACAGCUUCUAAUGAUGGCACAAUAAAAGAGGCUCCAUUUUGCCCAUUAGGUGGACAUCAGAGCAACAAUCACUGCUAUAGGCUGGUAACUAAUAGUUCCACGUGGCGAAUGGCUCGUCACUUCUGUCAAUCUUACAGCGAUGGUGACCUGGCAAUUAUAAAGAGUCCAGAAAUUCAGAAUUUUAUAGCAAACAUUACAGGAUGCGAGCAUCCUGUGUGGAUAGGUCUCAGUGAUACUGCUGGUGCUGGAACACUGCAGUGGGUAGACGGGUCUACCCUUGAAAACUUUCAGGACUGGUUGCCUGGGCAACCAAGUAUGCUACUCAGUAAUACCUGCGUGCUUAUGGGUGAAAACCUUGCAGGAGAAUGGAAGACAGACCUCUGUACCAUGAGAAGAAGUUUUGUUUGUGAAUACAGAGCUGGAGAAAAGAUACCAGGUGCCAAUUACUAUUUGUUGGGAUCCCCAGCAUUUAGUACCAAUUUACCUGUGAAGAAUAUCACCAUGAACAACAGUGCACCGACACCUACAGGACUGGUGGAGCUCAUGGUCUUCCCAGGCCUUUGGUUCAAUCAUAAAGGGUUCAUGUCAGUGGUGGAAUUGGCCACACAAAAUCUGAACCACACUGUCCAGGUGAGAUUUAAGAUCUACCGACCAAGAUGUGCUGGAAAAGACAUGCACCUUGUGACACCAGACAAUGAAGAAGUAUGCUCGUCUUUUGCAUUUUGCUUACCUCGAACUCCCAGCAACACCACCCAUGGCUGCGCCAGUGACACCAAAUGGUGCAGCUUGGCUGAAAAGUGCUUGCCGCUCAAAAGACCCUGUGGUACUGAUGUCUUUAUUAGGUGUCCGAAUUUACUCCCGCCGCACUUCAGUAGAAACCACCCAAGUUAUGAUCUUGUGACGGAGGUUCCCUGCACGGUGCCGGCUGAGAGCUCCAAGCAUUAUGUACUACUGCUGAGAAAUGAAAGGAUUGAAGUGCAGUCCAAUGACAUCAUAGCCAUUCAACAUGAUGGCGAGCCUGGAAGCUUCUUACAGUGCCAACAGAAUGAUUCGUCACCCUGGCAACAGAGUUACUUCAGUAUAAUCUAUUCCAGUGGGAACAGGGAUCUUUGGAGAAACCUGGCCGAUAGCAACUGGACAGAUGGCGCUGUGUGCAACUUGCGCGUGCUCUACACCCACAGGCAAGAAACUAUUGCAAGCAGUCCACUGCUUCACAAUGGGCAGCAAUCACCGGGCGUUUAUACUUACCAAGCAAUGGUGGAAAACCAGCCACUCUACAGCAAUGCAUCCUGCACUGUUCAGGUUGUGGCACCAAUUACCGAUUUGAGUGUUAUUUACCCGCCAAAACAAAAUGGCGUGAUCUAUGUGCCAAAGAAUCAAGCUGUCAUCAUUGUUAAAGUUAAGUCAUCUGACAGGACGUCAACAAGUUGGUCUGGGAGCAGCCAGAAUUUCAGCUGUGAGGCGACCUGUCCCUCAGAGCUUCCCUCCAACUGUGAAAAGGACAAUAACACCUGUUUCUCGCGUAUCCCAUUGGUUUUCAAAGACUCCAAUCUAACAAGUAUUGUCAUCAGCGCAAAGAACAAGGUUAGCUCUGUCAACAAGACAGUUACAGUGAAAGCUGAAGAACCGAUCGAAGGACUGAUGAUUUUGCCUGACCCAAGUGUCCGCGUGUUAUCCAACUCCCUGGUGAGCUAUACUGCAAGAGUGAGUGCUGGAACAAAUGUGAUGUUUAAAUGGACUGUUGAUGACAAGGCAUCCUUCAUACAUUACAAUCAAGUAUACAAAGUCAUCUACCGAACUGAAGCUGUAUACAAACUCUCGCUGAUCGCAUCCAAUCACGUGAGCAGCCAAAAGAUUAUAUCCAAUGUUACAGUGGACAGGAGGAACCCUUUAGCUGAGUUAAAUGUCUCUGCUAUUCCAGCCAUCCUUGUGCAAGGCUUCCCGUACACAUUUGCUGCCAGUGUGAAAGUAGACGCAGCCGUCAAUGCUACCUUCAGGUGGUGUUUUGGAGAUGGGAGCAGUGAUCAGGUUUAUCAGUUCACGUGCCCGUAUAACCUCAGUCUUUCAGUCCCUCACCUGACAGUCAAACAAGCAGUGCUGCAACAAAACGUCACCCACAUAUACCAAAAGCCAGGUGAAUACAACUUUACCGUAUCGGUCUCAGAUAAAUAUGACAACAUCAGCCAGCUUGUUCCAUUGAGAGUCUACAGCCACCUCAGCAAUCUCUCAAUUAACAUGAACAGUGAGAUCCUUGCCACUGGUAAACCAGCUGAAUUUGAGGCCAGCCUGCUGCCUUCCACAUGCGGGGUGAUCUACAGCUGGAGUUUUGGGGACAAUUCCACCGAGAGGAUCGACACUCUUCAGAAAGUCACUCAUACCUUCAGCAGGACUGGCAAGUACCAGGUCAGGGUGCAAGCCAGCAACAUUAUCAGCACGGUCUGUGCUCAGCGGUGGGUCGAGGUGCUGGAUGAGAUCUCGGACCUGGACAUCUCCGACAACAGCCCCACCGAGCUGUCCGCGCCCACAAUAGUCAGAGCCUCAGCAAAGACAGGAAGCCGGAUCACUUGGAUCUUCGACAUGGGUGAUGGGACCCCAGCCACAAAGACCAGUUCCUCGGUGAUGAAUUACACUUACUCCGAGGUGGGGAACUACACAGUGACCGUCACCGCAGUGAACCCGCUCAGCACUGCCAACGCAUCGCGGGCUGUCCAAGUCUUCGUGCUGCAGGUCUGCAGGAUCCAGCCGUCUGGUUGCGUCCAGGAGCUGCUGGAGAUCAACUUCACUGCGUACACGCCAGGGGAUUCGGCAAACUAUGUGUUCUUCUGGGACUUUGGGGAUGGCUCUUCCAAUGAGACCAUCCAGGGAGACCCCAACAUCAGCCACAAUUACACAAGGAGCGGAGACUUCCCGCUCUGCCUGGUUGUGUCCAGCAGUGUGAACAAAGUCAACUACUACUCGAAUAUGUGUGUGCAGCCUGCCAUCAGCAAGGUGACGGUCACCCCUUCAAACAGCUUCGUUAAACUGGGCGAUGAAAGCAAAUUUAAAGUGGAGGUUUGCCCUGGGAGUCAGUACACCUUCUUGUGGGAUUUUGGCACCGGGGUCGAGCCGCAGUUUCACGGGAAGGAGACAAACUUCACCUUUGGUACAUCAGGUGUGCACCGGGUCAAUGUGACAGUCUUCAAUAAUGUCUCCUCGAGCAGCGGCAGUGCCUGGGUGGAGAUUCAGGAGGCAGUGACCUGGCUGCAGAUCAAAGUGGGCGGCACGGAGUCUCUGGCGGACCUGGUGCUGAACCAGUUCUACACCUUCAUGGCUGUGGGCGAUGGCAGCAAAGUCCAGUACGACUGGGAUUUUGGCGACGGGGCUAAUGGGACGGGUGCCAAUGUCACGCACUCGUAUAGUGCUGCUGGUGACUUCAGAGUCCGGCUGGUUGGGAGGAACAUGGUGAGCGGCAGAGAGGUACAGGAGGAGAUCGGUGUAAAAACUCCACUACAAGGGCUGGUACUCACAGCAAACACCACAGUCACCCCGGUGAAUGCAUCCGUCGGCUUCGAGGCCAGUCUCCAAGCGGGCGACUCUGUCCAUUACUGGUGGUCUCUCUGCCGCUGCUGUGAGCCAAUCGAAGGCCCGGCCACCACUUCCUACACUUUCACCAGUGCCGGCACCUUUAACGUUACGGUUCUGGCGCGGAACGGAGUGAGCUCAGAGCACAGCAGCGUCCAGAUCCAUGUGCUGGAAGAAAUAGAAGGUCUGGAGGUGAGACUGGGCGACCUGGUUGAGGGCUGCUGCCUGGCUGUCAAUCAAACGCUCUGGUUCCAAGCAGUAAGUAGGUUUGGCACCGAGGUUUCUUACAACUGGACUGUUUUGCAGGCUGGCGUCGUCUUGUUCUAUUCCAAUGCAACGUCUUCUCAAAUGUGCUUUGUGGGUGCAGGUUCCUAUGAGAUUGUCCUUCAAGCUAGUAACCUGCUAGGGACGGUGACCGCCAAAAAGCUGGUUGCAGUUCUGGAGCCCGUUGACAUUGUUACGUCAUGGGCCUCACCCGAGCCCGUGGCAGUGAACACAUCGACCAACAUCACCUUGACCAUGGGCAGUGGCACAAAUGUGACUUACUGUUGGGCACUGGACAGGAAUAUGACUGUUUCCACCCACCUCCCUUUCACUAGUUACAGCUUCCAAAGUCCUGGAGUCAAGCAAGUUAAUGUCACUGCAGCAAAUAAACUCAGUUCCCGCAAUGCAACUCUACUGAUCCGUGUCCAGGAACCUGUGACUGGUGUGGCGAUCACCUUGGGCAACUCACAGAAUCAGCACUACUUGGCCACAAACACUACUGCGAUCUUCCAGGGAAACACACUAAGUGGAACCAAUGUUUCCUGGCUAUGGAUGCUACCAUUCACCACAGAACAAGGUCUUGGACAGGAAAUAAAUGAAUCAUUCCCUUCGCCUGGUGUAUAUAACAUCAGGUUAAAUGCCUCGAAUGAUGUAAGCUGGGAGACAGCUUUGCUGAAUAUCACAGUCCAAGAUGAAAUACAAGGGCUUCAGCUCGAGGCCUCCAAGUGGGCAGUUGCGCCAGGCCAAGAUGUGAUUUUCACAGUUAGGUUGUCCUCUGGGACUGAUGCCAGUCUUUGGUUACAAGUUGGUGAUAAUUUUACAAUGCUGCUGAACAGUACACACUACAGGUACUGUUUCACACACCUCGGGACGUACACAGUAACCUUGAAGGCACAAAACCAAGUGAGUUGUGACCGCACCAGCAUUGAGAUUUACGUGAUAGAACCAGUCACGGGUUUAAGGCUGGUGAACUGUGAUGAGCAAGCAUUACCCACAGGGGUAAUGAAAAACUUUAGUGCUGCAGUUUCCAGUGGCUUUCAGGUAUUGUACCUGUGGCACUUUGUGCUGGGAGACUUUUCUGAUAAUAUCACUGGGCAAAACGUUUCAUACACUCCAAAGGUGCAAGGCCAAUUAAAUGUCUACCUAAGUGCAUUCAACAAUGUAUCCAGGGAGGAAAUUUCAGCAGGGAUUCUGGUGCAAAAUCAGAUUUUAACAGCUAGGCUUACAGUGACGCCAUUCAUCACUGUGGUCAAUGACACAGUCCACCUUAGUCUCGCUGUGACACCCAGUUUCAGCCAAGCAACUUUCAUGUGGAAGUUUGGAGAUGGGUCCCCAGUCAACUUUGCAAACACGUCAGUUAUGUCCCACUCUUAUUUGCGUCCUGGAAAUUAUCUGGUGAAGGUUAACGCGUCCAAUUUGGUGAGUUUCUAUGUUGCACAGGCCACAGUGACCAUCCUGUUGUUGAAAUGUGAUCCACCCAAGGUCAGUAUGAUCCUGAGUGAUACCAUGCAACGGUCCCAGAGAAACUACUUGGAGGCAGACAUUGACCUUCGAGGAUGUACAGAGUACCAGGUGGAAUAUUUGUGGGAGAUCUACAAGACUCCCAGCUGUCUGACUUUGCGAGAAGUGAAUGAGGUUCAGCCGAGAAACGUGGACUUGAAGAGACCCCGGCUGCUGCUGCCCAACCUGGCGUUAGACAUCGGAAGAUACUGCAUCGUAUUUACUAUCUCCUUCGAGGGUACCUCGUUUGUAAAGAUCACGCAUUCCAGUGUAACCGUCGUUCCCAGUGCACUCGUCCCAAUAAUAGAUGGAGGGACAUUCAGGUCAUGGUCCACAACGCAGGAUCUUGUGAUGGACGGUACCAAGUCUUAUGAUCCUGACCAGCCUGCCAACAGUCAAACACCUCUAAGCUAUGAGUGGUCAUGUACAUAUUCAUGCCGGGAACUUCCUGGCUGCUAUAUAUCUGGCAAAGGAGGCGUCUUCUCUAUUCCCAGGAAACAACUGAAACGCAACACAACCUACACAUGUAGUCUGAGCGUCAGUAAACCUAACCGGAAUCCCCAGUCGGUCAAACAAUUUGUUUGGGUGAAGGGUGGAAGUUCACCACUGGUGUCACUGGAGUGUGUCUCCUGUAAAGCACAGGCAGUCUACGGAGUGAGCAAAAGCUCCUACGUUUACUUGUCUGGAAGUUGCAGCAACUGUGAAAGCAAUCCUCAGUAUGUGUGGAAAGUAGAAAACUCAAAGAAGCAGCUACUCACCCUGGACAAUGCCACCACUUCCACCGGGAGCACUGAAAUGAACCUGGUCUUGAGACAUGGAGUUCUGGAGGAUGGAGACGGUUACACAUUUAGCCUGAAUGUUACUGAUCCACUGAUGGAGAACGUAGGAUUUGCGUCUAUAUACAUCCCGCCGAUACACCUACCUUCUGGGGGCAAAUGUCUGAUUUUUCCUACAGAAGAUAUCAGUGCUUUGACGACCAGCGUCACAUUCACAUGUACUGGUUGGGAGACAGCUGGAGUUCCUCUCGUGUAUAGCUUCAUCCUUACUCGCUGUGGUGUUGGAGGAACUCACUGUGACGAGUUCUACGUGUAUAAAGGUAGCCGAUCUGAGUACAGUGCAGUCCUUCCCCCUGGCUUCAGCUCAAACCAAUUCAUCGCUUACAUUGCUGUCACUGUGCAGAACCAGCAAGGAGCCUCUGUAACAGCUCUGAACCGGUCCGUGGUUAUCAAUAUAACAAACACACCUGAAGGGUUCCAAAGUCUCACUGACUGGAUGAAGCUCGAGACUGAGACCAAACUGCAGGAGCUGUUAAAACAGGGCGACCCACAGCCUACUGUGGAGUAUGCCCUUGCCCUGGUCACAGUGCUCAAUGAGUACGAAAGGAGCAAAAUCUAUGAAGCGGAGUGGACAAAUGAAACAAUUAGCAGGAUUAACAUCCGCAGUAAUAUCACGUUGGCCCUGACGUCACUGAAAGUCACCACUGUGGAUGACAUCCAGCAGAUCUCCGCAGCAUUGGCACAAUGUACGGUUAUCAGCAGAGAACUAAUUUGUAGCAGAUGUCAGAAACAGACAUUGUUUGCCCUGGACAACAUGAUAACAGUCCUCCAAAAGGAAACUGGACAGGGUAAAAUGACACCGACCUCCAUCGGGGAUAAUAUCCUUGUCACUGUGGGAGGCCUGAUUGAUAUGACAAAUCAAUUGGUUCCAGUAAUAAGUAAGGUCACCAGCCCGCCUAUCUUCAAACCCGAACUGGUGGCAACAAAGGCCUAUGACUUGUCCAUGAAGUUGAUGCAAAUCCUGAUGGGUACGCGAGUCUUGAACGAAGAACCCUUGAAUGUGUCGGGUGCUAGGAUGUGGGCUCAGGGCAAGCGGGCUGACCCCGGCCAUCUGCUCUGCUUUGCCAACAAGUCAGGCUGCCAGUUCUCCAUCCCGCCAUCCUUCAACAGUGUAUUUUCCAACCUCAGUGACGUAACUCAAGUUAUGUUCCUCGUGGAUGCCAAUCCCUUUCCCUACGGCUACAUAAAGAACUACACCAUUUCCAGCAAAGUGGCUUCCAUCGAGUUCAAGACCGACAAUGGGUCGCAGAUUCCCAUUGAGAGCCUGGAUUCAGAGAAGGCCAUCACUGUUACAGUGUCGACCAACUCUGCUGUCAGAAAUGUCACCAUUAAUACAACAGUUAUUGCUGCAAGGAGAUCAGUCACUGUGAAUGUCACCUCUGGGAAUUUGAAUAAAAAAGCUGGGCUGCACAUUCAGGUCACGUAUACAGUUUUAAAUGAUUCAGGAGUUUCCAUUGUCAAUGAAGCCGAGCCCUUUAUUCAGGUUCUCCUCCACAAUUCUACAAACCCAAACGAGCAGAACUUCAAGGCCAGAAAGAAAAUUAGUUUGGAAUCAGUAAGAGGAUCAGAUCACAAGCUCUACACCUUCUUCUUGACUCCAGAUACUGAUGACACAACAAAAGAUUAUUAUUUGAACAUCACAAAUUUCUAUACAUCGUCCUCUGUACAAGCUGCUGUUGGGGUCUACACUUCACUUUGCCAGUAUUUCAAUAUGACUGCAAUGAGCUGGAAAACUGAUGGGAUUUUGCCAUUAGAAGAUACCACGCCAGACAUGGCCGUAUGCUUAACAAAACACCUGACGGCGUUUGGAGCAAGCCUUUUUGUGCCGCCUAAUUCAGUCAUCUUCAUCAAUCCUCCCUCACCAGUGAUAAAGAAUUACAUCGUCUUGCUCACGUGUGGCAUCUGCUUUGUCAUCUACGCUGUCUCUGCCAUCAUCGUUCGGAAGCUGGACCUGAUAGACAUUAAUCGAGUUGGAGUCAUCCCCUUAUGCGGAAAGGAUGGAUUCUACAAAUAUGAGAUCCUGGUGAAAACCGGAUGGGGCAGAGGGUCAGGCACAUCGUCUCACGUGGGAAUCAGCCUGUACGGCAGAGAGGACAAGAGUGGUCACAGACACCUGGACAAUGAGGAUGCUUUUCACAGGAACAGUGUGGACAUAUUUCAAAUUGCAACUGAUAAUAGCCUUGGUAACAUCUGGAAGAUUCGGGUCUGGCACGAUAAUAAAGGUCUUACCCCAUCAUGGUACCUGCAGCAUGUAAUAAUUAAGGAUCUACAGACCAAUAACAGCUAUUACUUUUUGGUGAACGACUGGUUGGCUGUUGACAAUGACAGAAAUGAAGGCCUAGUGGAAAAGGAAGUCCUAGCUGCAACGGAGGCCAAACUGAAGGACUUUUCCCGCAUAUUCACUGCGGAAAUCCAAAGAGGAUUCUCGGAGGGGCACAUUUGGCUCUCCAUUUGGGAUCGUCCACCUCGCAGCUGCUUCACAAGAGUCCAGAGGGUGACCUGCUGCCUUGUACUGAUAUACCUCUUCUUCUGUGCUGGUGCAGUGUGGUACGGAAUCAUAAGUGAUGGAAGUAAAAGUGAUGUUCCAGUUUCAACGCUGAUUCCUCUGAGUGGAGAAAGUGUAGCGGCUGGCAUUGUAUCCAGUAUCAUCAUCUAUCCAGUCUAUCUAAUCAUCAUUUUGCUCUUCCGCAAAUCUCGGAGCAGGGUAGCCAUGAAUGACCCAAGUCAGCUUGAAUCAAAUGUGCUAGAAAUCGAUGAUUACAUCAAUUCCUCAACAGCAGGCAGCUCUUUCUUGACCUUUGCAGAUAAUCUAGAGGAGGAUUACAAAGAGAAGCUGAAGUCCGAUAUAAUUGCCAAGAGCCUGCCGAACUGGCCUGCCUAUGACAACAUGAUGAAUUGGCCAGAUCUGCUGAAUGAUCAGUCCAUUAUAGGGAGUAACAUUCCAAAGCUAAGGAGAGGCCGAGGAACCCGCCACCUUGGGAUAGAGAUGCAGCUGAGUUCAGAUGAUGAGCCCCUCUCGCUUGGUUUCGAUCAAGUCAGGAGCAAAUGCUUCUCCGCUUCAGAUGAACACCUGAUACAAAGAAUUAACUUUGAUGGAAACAAUGAGGUGUCUACCUCACACGACAGUGGCAGGGUCUCGCUAGAUGCUGAGAGCCACUUAAUAUCUAACCUAACGGAGAUAAUUGAUGGGAGCAAGCAGCCACGACCAGAAGCGCCAAUCUUGCACAAGACUGGUGAUAAUGGUCAAGUCAUCAGGCCUUCCCAAGGCAUCGCAAGAUCAGCUACUACCAGAAAAAUAGCUUUCACUGACCCUCCACAGCAAUGUCUCUUCCCAUUCUGGUGUAGUUAUACAGCACAUACCCUCUGUUUCUUCCUCUUCUCCGGCUGCUUCAUUGUGUCUAUAUGGAUUGGCGUUAGCUUCAACUCCAGGAUUGCCCUCAUGUGGCUCAUCUCAGGAAUCUUCAGUGUCCUCUCUUCAUUCUUCCUCUUGGAACCUCUGAAGGUUCUGACUGAAGCACUUUACUUUGCGGUGGUUGCUAAACGCACCCACCCGGAUGAAGAUGACAAUUUAGUCGAGAAGCCACGUGUCGAACAGAUCUCAGAAAAGAUUGGCAAAGUGCGGCCUCCCCAAGGGUAUGGCCUUCUCCAAGCCAAGGAGGAGGCAAGGAAGGUCCAGAUUCUUCACAGAAUGCUCAAGAACUUCAUCAUCUACAUGUUGUUUCUGCUUGUGGUCCUGUUGAUUAAUUAUGGAGACUCAUUCAGAGACGCCCAGAGCAGACUACUGCAAAGUUCAAUUAGACAAGGACUGUUAGGGGCCAGAAAAGGGGUCGAGUUCCAGAAAAUCAAAAGAUCCGGGGAGCUUUGGAAAUGGAUGGCAGAGGUACUGUUACCAUACCUGUAUAACAAUAGAAGCAGGACACUGUUGGGAUGUCCACGAAUACGUCAAAUUCGUUCGAAAAUAAAUGAUGUUAAAUGUCUUCAGCAACCUUCGCCAUCCCCAAUAACUAGGCAAUGUCUACAGGAUCCCAGCCUUCAAGAUACCGGUGAUUAUGACACUGGUUGGAAGAGUCCAGUUACAAAUUUGAGUGAUCCAUGGUCAUACUCAUCACCGGAUCUACCAGGGGUGUGGUACUGGGGCCAGAAUGCUGUCUGUGACAGUGGUGGAUAUGUACAGAAACUUGGCAGGACAAGGGAGCAGAGUAAUUACACACUGUGGAAUUUACAGGAAAGAAAUUGGCUGGAUAGAAAGACGAGGGUCAUCUUCAUCGAGUUUACCCAGUAUUUCCAAAACGUGGAUUUGUACAGUGUAGUCACCCUUCUCGUAGAAUUCCCUUUCUCAGGAGGAACAUUCACCACCGUUAAUAUCAAACCAUUUUCACUGCUGCAGCUGAGUACUGGAGUGGAUUUCCUGCUCGUCAUGAUGAUUUUCCUCACAUUCUUUGUUCUGUACUUCACAAUUACCGAGUUACUCUUGAUCAGUCACGAGGGCAAGGCUUAUUUCCUUCAGUUCUGGAACUACCUGCAGUGGUCCAUCAUUAUUCUCGGUAUCUGCUGCGUGGUCGUGCAUCUGAAACGUGCUAGAAUUGGUGACAGGCAGUGGGCAAUGUACCGUGCUAACCCAGACCGCUUCACCAACUUCUACCAGAUAGCAUACCUGAGCUAUAUAUUCACCUGUGUGGCUGCCGUCCUCCUUUUUCUGCUGACUGUUAAGGCUGCCCGACAAUUGCGGUUUAUCAGGAAGUGGUCCAUCUUUGGCAAGGCCUUGUAUAAUUCUGCAAAGGAACUGAUGGCGAUUGGUGCAACAGCAUUUGGUCUUGUUCUUGCCUACACACAGAUUGGUUACUUGGUUUUUUCUGCUAACCUUGAUGACUUCAAGACAUUUGGAGACAGCAUUCUCUCCCUGUUUGCCGUGACUGAGAAAGGAACUUGUUUCAAGCAGUGCCUCUUCGAGUACCCAAGCCUCUGCUACAUCUACUACAUCAGUUACACCACCAUUGAGAUAUGGAUUGUGCUGCGGUUGUUUGCUGUAGUACUAAUUCAAAAUUACAGGGCAAUGAAAUUGGAGAUGUACAGGCCUGCAGUUGAACCACAAGACUAUGAGCUGGUAGAACUAUUCGUCAAAAGACUGAAGAUGUGGAUUGGUAUAAGCAAAGCAAAAGAAUUCCGCCACAGGGUCAAAUUUGAAGGAAUGGUUUCCUUACCUUCCCGGUCUUCCACAGAUUCUAAAUUAACCUGCCCCAACACCGCCAGCACCAUCUCCGAUAUCUCCUCAUCCUCCACGUCCAGCGUUUCCAUCCCAAUGGAUACCCCCCCACUCGCCAGCCUAAACAAAGUGGCACAAGUCGAGACAAAUAUCCACCGCCUGGCUCCACUGUUCGAAACACUGCUCGAACAGUUUGACCGGGUAAACAUGGUGACAGAGGAUGUCUAUCAGAUUGAGUGCAAACUGAGGAAUGCCCAGGACAGAACGCAACAGAGGAAGAUGAACAAAAAGGCUGAAGAGUUAUUUGCAGCGUACAGCCAGAACAGACUUGGCAAGGGACGGGGUGACAAUCUCCAUUCAUCCCCAUGGAUUGUAAGAGGCAAUAAAAGGACAAUUGAUAUGAGUGGCAUUCAGGAGGGGCAGCAGCUGGGAAGCAUCCUGUUAGCUGAAGAUUACACAAUGGAAGCCCUUCGAGGGAAAGAGCCUCAACCACCUCGAAGAAAGUCUAAAAUUUCAGGCAAGAAGUGGCAGCACCCAGCUUUAGAUGAUCAAAUGCAUUCAAACCCAGAGUAGAUGUUAGAAUCAUACAGCACAGGAGGUGGACUUUCAGCCCAUCGUGCCUGUGCCAGCACUCCGAAAGAGCUAUCAAUUGGUCCCUCUCCCCUGCUCAUUCUCCAUAGCUCUAUAAUUUGACUACAGUUUACUUAGAAAAGCAGGAGAGGGUUCAACAAACGACAUUACCGUCUUAAAAACUGACGAUCAAAGUAAUGCACGGGUCCAACGAGCUUGCCCAGUAAAUGUGCUUUGGUUUCACCGGAAGAUUUUGUAAAGACUGAGGCCGAGAAUGUUGCCGUUUGAAUUAAAGACGAAAAUAAUAACCGGAGAAUAACCACCAAUGUUAUUGAGGUCCCCUCCCUCGGGUCACAACAACUUGGGAAGCCCUAAUCUAGGAGCAUCGCAGGGAGCACCACAGGACAAGUUAUUCACCAGACAUGCCUUAAAAAGGAUGGACAUUUUAAAAAGAAAAUAGUUUACUUUAUAUGUAUUAACAAGCACUUUAAUUUGAGGACAGCUCAGAAGGAGAGAUUGUACAAAUUUGCUUUUGUAGCCAUGCACUAAAAGGUGCACUUAUUUAAAGAAAUGCUGUUUUAAUCACUUAAUUUUUGAGUUACCUUCAGUUGAUCAUUGAAAGUCAGAGCACACAAUUAAUUUUACAAGUCAGUAUUUUUACUUAAGUUUCACUAAAUAAUUUCUGUGAUAGAAUGUAAAAUGGCAAUUUUGUAUUGACUUUAAUCUGUAAAUAGAGCUAAAAUAACAUUGUCCCAGCACUGCAACUAGGAAACAGACUAAGUAUUAUAAAAUGCACAUAAAUCACAUACACAUUUACAUACCUACACUCAUAGCCGAAACCAGUACUAAUGGUAAAGUUAACUUACUAGUAGUCGUAUUAUGAGAGUAUGCUGGGCAGUAAAAAUUGCUCAUCACCUUGGAGGGAUUGUUGCAGUAAACAUUUUGUGUGACUCGUGAAUUAAUAACUUAGGAUCAGAUACUUGAUCCUGCACUCAGCAAAGAAGUUACAGUGUAGAAAUUACUGUUUGUCAUGCAAACAUACAAGAUGCUUAUGGUACGACAUUACUGUGUUUGCUAUUUUAACAGAGGCUGAACAGUUUGAAACAGAUUAAUGCUUCAUUCGUGGAUAGACUGCGUCCUAUGACUGUGUUAACCACGUCACCGUCACCUUAGCCCUCACUGCGGGGAAGCAUUUGAUUGAAUUUGGAGUUAAGAUACAGAUCGGCCAAGAUCUAAUAAUUAAAUGUUUAGUGAAUGAGCUCACUAUCACACAUUUUUCUACGGAAUCAUACCAUUUGCAUCUUUGCCCCUAACCUCUCUCAGGUGUACCUUACCACGAGAUGUGAUAACCCAUAAAGGGACACAUCAUUACUAGCUAACUUCAAAAAUCAGAUGGGACAAUGGUUAACUUUAAGCCGUUUCGAUUUUGUCUGUUUCUGUUGACUUUUUUUAAAAAAUCUUUUAAAAAGUACUCAGGUUGAAAUAGUGCACCUGACACAAAUGUUGGCUGGAAAGAGAAACCGAAGGCAAAAAAAAACUGAAGGUUUUCUUCAGUGUCUCAAUUUUCUUCCAUCGCUCUGUCAGGCACCGUAACAGCUCCAGGCCGGUCUUCUCAAUAUUGCCAGCAAUGAGUUAACACAAGAGUAUUACCUUUUUUUUUAAAAAUUGGAAUGCUCAAGGACUUUUAUUUUCUUAAACAAAGGGAUACUGAUGAUGGGAUUUCCUCCAACAUUUUCAGUGGGAUUGUGGAAAGAUAGUCAUUAGGCAGGCUAGUCAAAAAGGUGGAGGCAGAAAUAAGCUGUGCAUUCAAAACCUUAGGUUUUUCACUGGCAUGUUGGUGGAUAUUCUUUGAAGUACCCCUCUUAAUCCCAUUUCUGAUAGUUGGGCCUGAUCAAAAGAGCUUUAACUAUUAGAAGGUCAUGAUUUAGGUUUUAAAAUUAUGUACAAUGUGCUCAAGUGCCAAAUGCUGAUUAAUGGGGAACUAACUCAAGUGUCAAAGCCACCUUACGAUGUUACUUAUUUAGUUACCUGAAUAUUUAAAUGACAUGUUCAUCCAAUCAAAAUAGAGAGAAACAGUGAAAGACCUCCUAGCUCGUCAGGAUAUUUUGCUGCCUGAAGUUGUGGGUAUCAAAGGCAUCAGAAUAUCUAUUUCCAACAGAAAUAGGAAGCCUUUCGCGAUGUAGUUCAGUCAGUUCUUAGUGAAAAGAUUGUAACAAGCCAGAUGUCAUUGAGUAUAGGACUUUCAGACCAGAAGAACGAGGAACAGUCCACAGGAACACCAGGAGAAUGGUGUUGAAUAGAUCGAUUGCUCCACUGGUGUAAAUGUCCUUGCAAAAUGGGAUACCAUGAACUCAUGGAGCCAUGUGCAUCGCUUUACAUUUGGUUAACAUUGUGUAAAACAUUCCUUUAUAAGCAUCUAAUGUUUAAAGAUGUAGGACAUGCAAUAGCUUAAGGCCCUGGAAUUAGAACUCCAACGCUCAUUUAUCAACUUAGUCGCUUUAGAAAGUCGCCAUUGUCUUGCAGACCAAUUUGAUUAUCCAUUCCUUUGAACCAUCAGUAGACAGUAUUAAUGUAGAAUUAAACCAAAUGUGUAAAUAACUGUAAUCUUUAUGCCAGAAACAUUUCUGAUGCACUGAAGGACAAUGUCAAAUAAAGGUUUGACUGAU